Messenger RNA from Temnothorax curvispinosus, 2836 nucleotides. RefSeq names its product glucose dehydrogenase [FAD, quinone]-like. Gene Ontology annotation, molecular function: flavin adenine dinucleotide binding; oxidoreductase activity, acting on CH-OH group of donors. NCBI's taxonomy places the organism in Eukaryota, Metazoa, Arthropoda, Insecta, Hymenoptera, Formicidae. The coding region runs from base 50 to 2524 and encodes 824 amino acids. The transcript has 11 exons. The record is from RefSeq and is a predicted model, not a curated record.
AGUUGAAGAUUACAGAGAAUUUCAAGUUCCAAAAUUUAAAGACUCGUUUAUGAUUUCAGCCGACUUUAGGGACUUCAACGUUGAAAGAAAAUAUACGUCACACAACUCCUACAGCUCAACUUUUCCGGCAACUUUGCCCACUGAUGAGAAUACCAAGCCAACUAUGUCGCGUGACAUGGAGAGAUUAGAAGCGACGAAGAUCUACAUAGCGACCGACGACACGUUGCCCCUUCCCGUGAUGUUGGAGCACAUUAACUUUCUUGGGCAAGGUUAUCCAAUCUGGAUAAAGAACGAUCCGUAUCGUUCAUUAGAAGUGAAGGACGAAAACGGAUGGAGGUACCAAGCGCCACAAGAACCGUACAAGAUUUUAUUGCCGCCGUACGAGCCGGUGAUCCUCGUCGAGGAUGCGAGGAGACGAGGACAAUUUUUACCAUUCUUCAAUGACGCGCUCGACCACCUUUUUAAUGAGGCAGCUUUAAUAUCUUUAACAGAAACAACACCUACAGAUAUUGGAGAUACGAGGAUGGAUAGUACCUCGACAAUUGCAGACGAUAAGAUUGCUAAUUAUACAAAUGGUUCGACGAUUGUCGAGAUAGAAAACAUCGAGAAGAAUAAUUCUAAUGACUCAUCCGACGAUCGUGCGAGUUUUCCAGCGAUAGAAAAGACAAAUACUGCUCCGCCGAGUAUUCGCGACAAAGAACUAGACAAUUAUUAUGACAUGAGCUGCAAUUGUCCGUUAAUCACGUCCGCAGGACCAACUUUGGCCUCGACAUGCGGCGGCUCGUCCUUCAUGCUCUUCAUGGGGCUGCUCGAAGUCUUCCUGCGUAGCCAAUGCGACCUCGAGGACCCGUGCAACCGACCUGCACCACCGAGCAGUGUCAAUACGAGGUACGACUUCGUAGUGAUCGGAGGCGGUAGCGCUGGUGCGACUGUCGCGGCCAGAUUGUCGGAGGAGCCGAGAUUUUCCGUGUUGCUGUUGGAAGCUGGAUUAGACGAGCCAACGGGCACCCAGAUACCCUCGUUCUUCUUCAAUUUCAUCGGCAGUGAGAUCGAUUGGCAAUACACCACCGAGAGCGAGGAUGAAGCUUGCUUGAACAAGGAGCACAGAAAAUGUUACUGGCCUAGAGGAAAGGUCCUCGGCGGUACGAGCGUCAUGAAUGGGAUGACGUAUAUGAGAGGAUCGCGCAAGGAUUACGACGACUGGGCCAGGCUGGGCAACGUCGGAUGGUCCUAUCGCGACGUCCUUCCAUAUUUUAUACGGAGCGAGGAUAAUCAGCAAGUGAACAGCAUGGAUUACGGUUAUCACGGGGUCGGUGGGCCGCUCACGGUCAUGCAGUUUCCUUAUCACCCGCCGUUGAGCUUCGCUCUGCUGGAGGCCGGCAAGGAACUGGGAUACGACACGGUUGAUCUGAACGGACGGACCCACACCGGCUUCGCCAUAGCGCAGACCACGUCCAGAAAUGGCUCGCGGCUCUCCACGGCGCGCGCCUUCCUACGUCCCGCCCGGAAUCGGCCGAAUCUCCACAUAAUGCUGAACUCGACGGCGACGAGGAUCCUAUUCGACAAGGAUAACAGGGCGGUCGGCGUCGAGUUCCUUCACGACGGAAUGAUGAAACACGUGUCGGUGGCGAAAGAGGUGGUCGUGAGCGGAGGUGCCGUUAACUCGCCGCAAAUCCUCUUAAACAGUGGCAUAGGACCUCGCGAGGAGCUCAAUGCGGUGGGUGUGCCAGUUGUCCGUGAUCUCCCGGGUGUCGGCAAAAAUCUUCACAAUCAUGUCGCCUACUCGCUGAUCUUCACCAUCAACGAUACCGAUACCACUCCACUCAAUUGGGCGACCGCCAUGGAGUACUUGCUCUUCAGGGACGGGCUGAUGUCUGGCACAGGAAUAUCCGAGGUGACGGCAAUGAUAAACACUAAGUAUGCGGAUCCGAGGGAGGAUCAUCCCGACGUGCAGCUAAUCUUUGGCGGUUUCCUGGCCGAUUGCGCGGAGACUGGUAUGGUGGGCGAAAAGAAGGGUACGAACCGCAGCAUCUACGUCAUCCCGACUAUCCUGCAUCCGAAGAGUCGCGGUUAUCUGCGCUUGCGAAACAACGAUCCUCUCUCGAAGCCGCUGAUCUACCCUAAAUACCUGACUCAUCCUGACGAUGUGGCCGCUCUCGUAGAGGCUGUUAAGUUUAGCAUCCGAUUAUCGGAGACCCAGGCGCUCAAAAGGUACGGUUUCGAGCUGGACCGAACUCCCGUAAAGAACUGCGAGCACCUAAAGUUCGGUUGCGACGCUUACUGGGAGUGCGCGGUUCGUCAUGACACAGCGCCCGAGAAUCAUCAGGCGGGAUCCUGCAAAAUGGGACCGCCAGACGAUCCACUGGCCGUGGUUGACAAUCAAUUGCGAGUUAGAGGGGUGCGUGGUGUAAGAGUGGCCGACACGAGCAUCAUGCCGAAGGUGACGUCUGGCAACACGAAUGCACCGGCAAUCAUGAUCGGUGAAAGAGCGGCAGAUUUCAUCAAGAAGACCUGGAUCGGUUGACCCAAAAUUGUUUAAUCAAACGAUCCGAUUACACCGUCCUAUUAACAUUUCGCUAAGGACAUUGUGUUUCCCACACAGAUAACUAACUGAGAGAAAUGAAAAGAAAAAGUAAAGGAGUUUGGAAAACGUAGAAUGUUUAUAUAAGGAAUCGAAAAUAUAUAUAAAAUUAUUCUUAAGAUAAGUAAUUUAAAAAUCAAGUGGAAUACGCGCGCGCGCACGCGUGCAUUCCACUUCUCUUGCGGAUUGUAUUGCUUCGAAUUUCCCACCGUAGAUGAGAAAUAUAAAUUUUACAUAACACAAGUUUGUACCCUU